Aspergillus heteromorphus CBS 117.55 is the source of this 1678-nucleotide messenger RNA. RefSeq lists its product as uncharacterized. The record is from RefSeq and is a predicted model, not a curated record. The transcript has a single exon. Bases 253 to 1584 code for a protein of 443 amino acids. Lineage: Eukaryota; Fungi; Ascomycota; Eurotiomycetes; Eurotiales; Aspergillaceae.
AGGGAGAAGUUUCGGUUGCCGGUUGUGGGGCAGGUGGUUGUUCAUUUGGAGGGGAUGGGGAUGGGGAUGACGCCUGGGUCGAGUCGGCGGAGCUCGGUGGUCAGUCCUUCUGCUGCUGCUGCUGCUGUUGUUGUCGAGAGGAAAGAGGAGGAUGCAGGAGAGGUGGUGUUGCGCCUCAGUUAUGUGGUUCCGGGGUCGUCGUGGUCGCCGCGGUAUGACCUGAGUAUCAACACGCCGGCGGCGGCCGCGAAGAUGGUGUAUCGGGCGGAGUUCUAUAAUGUCAGUUCGGAGACGUGGAGGGACGCCAAGGUGACGCUGUCGACGUCGCAGGCGUCGUUUGCCGGGCUGGGGGAGAAGAUCCCCUCGCUGCAGGCGUGGAGUGUGGUCGUGGACACGAUGGACAAGGGGGGCAGGGAGCAGACGUCGUGGGAGAAUAUCCUGAAGAGUGGAGCGGAGGUCAAGCCUGCACCAGUCCAGGCGAUUCAGCAGGCGACGACACGGCGCAGAACAGCGGCUUCGAAGCCUCUCUUUGGCCAGGCCACGGGAUCUGCUCAGUUUGCUCAGCCGGCUGCACCGGGGAGUUCCCCGGCAUUUGGACAGGCAGCCCCGUCUGGGAGUCUGUUUGGAGCGGCGGCGAGUCAACCCCCGAAUGGACAGGCGAGACCAAGUCUGUUUGGAGGAGCACCACCACAGAGCGUGAAUCCUUUCAGUAAUGCGCAGCCGGUGCAACAGACAGCAGCAGUUCAAGUCCAUUCUCAACCAGUGAUGAUGGCGAUGGCAAGACAACUUCCAACCCCGAACAGAGACGCGCCCGAAUCCGAAGACGACGACGAGGAGGACGACGCCGACGACGGUGCAGAUGAAGGACUCGCCGCACCGAGCCUGGAAGUUCAAGACUCCGUCAAACAGGACUACGGCCUGACAACGACAUACGAGCUCCCAGGCCGUCGGACCCUCGCACCCUCCAGCGUUGCCCGUCGCCACGUUCUAGCCGAACUAGACCUUCAAUCCAUGACGCUCGCAUACGUGAUCGUCCCCAAGCACCGAGCCGCAGCGUUCCUGCGGGCGGAGAUCAAGAACACCUCGAGCGUGAGCAUCCUGCGCGGAAAGGUGGGGAUGACGAUCGACGGGACGUUCCUGGGGGCGGCGCAGGUGCCGAGCUGCGCGCCCAAGGACUCGUUCACGCUGUCGCUGGGCGUGGAUCCAGCCAUCCAGGUGACGUAUGGCAAGCCGACAGUGCGGCGGGUGAGCGGCGGGUUCUUCAAUAAGGAGGAUGCGGCAGUGUUUCGGCGCGUGUGCUGGGUGAAGAAUACCAAGGCGAAUGCGGUGGAUGUGACGGUGCUGGAUCAGGUGCCUGUGAGUGAUGACGAGAGGCUGAAGGUGCAGAUUGUGGAGCCGAAGGGGCUGGAGAAGGAGGGCGAUGAGGUGAAAUUGACGCCGGAGAAGCCGGUGGACGGGACGGCGCGGUUGGGGCAGAAUGGCGAGGUCAAGUGGAUGGUUCGUCUGCAGCCGGGCAAGGAUGUCCGCUUGGUGCUGGAGUAUGGGGCUAAGGUGCCCGUUGGGACGGAGGUCAGUGUGGCUUGACUGCGCAUGGAUGUGAACUAGAAGCGGAGGAAGAUCGUUUCAAGAUGUCAGACUGGACUGUAUGGUUGCCGGGGGAUUGUCGUUUGGGUAUGAU